AUGGAAUCGUCUUGUGCCAAUGGAGCAUACGUCCCUGUCCAGUUCUUCCCAUUGAUCUGCGAUUGGGCGCACUGGACAAAGAUCAUCGAGAAUAAUGCGCCAAAAGACGAGCUGGAUGAGAUUAUGACGCAAGCUUAUUUCAUGGUUACCACCGCUGCUGAGCAGGAGCCAGUCAUGACGGAAGAAGACCACAGGAGUUGGGCAGCGGCAACUGACAACACGGAGCCUACAUACUCCACCGAAUACAAAAUCGCGAAGUGGAAAUACGAUAUAUUUGGUUUGUUACGCCAACCGAAUCCUGCGCUUGGCAAUGUUAUGCUUCAUGGCAGAUCUUGCAAUCUAGGCAAUUCUCGAGACCUUGAGCUGGAGGUGUUGAAAACCCAAGAGUCUAUCUCGCAGAGUGAAGCCAAUUUAGACAAGCUGUUGGUAACGGAACCAUCGAAGUGGAACACCGAGGAACUUGAAAGGUUCAAAUCGAUAUAUGCAGCCAUGGCAGCAUCAUACGAUGACCUGUUCAAGAUUCUCGAUCUCCCUUUUCCGACAGCACAGCUCCAAACCCUUACUGGUGGCGAUGGUCUAUUCGAACACUGGCAUAAAUGUGGCGUGCUGGGACUAAGUUUCUAUCGCACCCAAGGCGGAGGGGGGUCCCUGAAUCUGAAGAAUGCUUAA
This is a messenger RNA of Metarhizium acridum CQMa 102, 669 nucleotides long. RefSeq lists its product as uncharacterized. NCBI's taxonomy places the organism in Eukaryota, Fungi, Ascomycota, Sordariomycetes, Hypocreales, Clavicipitaceae. The record is from RefSeq and is a predicted model, not a curated record.